This is a messenger RNA of Spinacia oleracea (spinach), 3617 nucleotides long. RefSeq names its product probable ubiquitin-like-specific protease 2B. NCBI's taxonomy places the organism in Eukaryota, Viridiplantae, Streptophyta, Magnoliopsida, Caryophyllales, Amaranthaceae. The record is from RefSeq and is a predicted model, not a curated record. Gene Ontology annotation, molecular function: cysteine-type peptidase activity. The transcript has 16 exons. Gene Ontology annotation, biological process: proteolysis. The coding region runs from base 135 to 3299 and encodes 1054 amino acids.
UGCAAAUGAUCGGCUUUCCCCAAAUCCAGACAACAUAGUCAACUUCUUCCUCGUCCUUCUCUCUCUCUCCUCGCAAACCCAUCACCUUCUUCGUCAAUUAGGGUUCCUGAAAAUUCUGAAAUUCAUAUGCAAAAAUGAAGGAAAGAGAUUUGAGCGUCUAUGAUUUCAACGAAGAUGAUGAAUUGAGGGACACUUGUCAUCAAUGGUCUAAACUCUCAAACCCUAAAUUCGAUAAUGAUGUUGCGAUGACUAAGUACCAAUUCCUCCAACACGCUUCUUCCGGGUCAAUAGCUCAGGUAAAAGAAAUCCGCACUGUGAAACAAAUUCAUGUUGUUGCAAUUGAUGAUGAUGAUGAUCGUGGUUUUGUCAAUGAUAUUUCGGGUCAACCUCAAAAUGAAUCAGUUAAAGCUGCUUCUGAACAAUCAGAGGUGUUUGGUGCUUUGUCAGACAGAAUCUUGCAAAAGCACUGUCAAUUCAGUGGAGAUAGUGUUAAACCCCAAUGUCCGUCUUUGGACAUGGAGAUAGGAAUCUCCUGUCCCGUGGAACUUCCAUCUGGAAAUGGUCAUAUCAGUCAUUCCGCCCCAGAAUCACCAUGCAGUAACGAUUCAGUUGAUGCUGGGACAUCAGAUGAUUGUGACAGUAUUCAAGAGAGCGCUCCUUCCACUUCUGGUUCCGAGCAGGAAGAGAAUUAUGAUUCAAUGGAUGGACAAUCUGAUGGUGGUUGGGAAAUGGAGGAGAUGGAAACAUCUAUUCUUACCGAUUAUGUCUCCUACGGUGAUAAGUAUCUUCCUGGGUGCCGAAUAUUGUUUACCAAAACCUCUCUUAAACUAGAGGCCUCAGCCUUGGAAGAGGAGUCUGGGACAUCUAGGUCAGAAUGGAAACUCGAUGAAAUUUUUAGUAUUGAGUCACAGUGGAGUGGCAUUGCUCGUAUAGCGGAAGUAAAAGUUCGACUUUUCACAAGAGAUGCAGCGCAAGAAGAAAUUGCACAUGGCAUGGAAGGCAUUGAAGUAUUGGAAUUUUUGGCUUAUGAUCCUCAUUGGAUUGAGAGACGUGAGCGGAUCAUGACAUUUAAUACGAGGUACCAGGCUCUCUGGAGCAUUGGGCUGAAUGGCAAACUUUGUGAAGGAGGUCCCUAUCCUUUAGAGAAUUGCGAGUCUUCUUCAGAUCCUUACCUUCCACAUUUUGAUGAGCCGUUUGAAGAAGUGGUCUACCCCAAAGGUGCCGCAGACGCGGUUGUAAUCAGUAAAAGGGAUGUGGAUCUAUUGGAGCCUGAUACUUUCCUUAAUGAUACAAUCAUUGAUUUCUAUAUCAAGUACUUAGAGAAUGAAAUUUCUUCCUCUGAAAGAGCAAGAUUUCAUUUUUUUAAUUGCUUCUUUUUCCGCAAACUGGCUGAUCCAGACAAAAACCCAUCGGGGGUUUUUGACGGCAAGGCUGGUUAUCAACGUGUUCGGAAAUGGACAAGGAAAGUGAACUUAUUUGAGAAGGAUUACAUAUUUAUUCCAGUUAAUUAUAAUCUUCACUGGAGUUUGAUUGUCAUAUGCCAUCCUGGUGAAGUUGCUAACAUAAAUGACGAGAAUGUUGGUGAAUCUGUGAAGGUUCCAUGUAUAUUGCAUAUGGAUUCUAUCAGAGGAAGCCAUGCAGGGUUAAAGGAUCUUGUUCAGAGUUACCUUUCUGAAGAGUGGAAAGAGAAGCAAAAGGAGACAUCUGAGGAUAUUAUUUCAAAAAUUUUAAAUCUGCGAUUUCUUUCACUUGAGCUUCCACAGCAGGAGAACUGUUCAGAUUGUGGCCUCUUCCUGCUUCAUUAUGCAGAACUCUUUAUAGCUGAAGUCCCUAAAAAUUUCAGUCCUUUCCAGAUCAAUAAGUUUGAGAAUUUUCUAAAGCCAGAUUGGUUUAUGCCUGCCGAAGCAUCUCUUAAGCGUGUUCAUAUCCAGAGAUUGAUCUAUGGACUCCUUGAAGUUGCUCCACCAGAAAAUGCUUCAACUUGCAACCAUAACUCCGAACCUUCGGCAUUUCCAGAAAUCAAGGAGAAUGACAGUGGCUUAGAGUUUAUUUCAGAGAUGAGCCCUGGUAAAUCUUUGAAUUCUUUGCAUUCCCAAUCUGUCCAAGGGAUGGAAAUGGGUCUACUGGAUAAUAUAUCAGGCAUUGCCGACGUGGGUAUGAGAGAGCUGUUUGAACAGCGUCAGCAUUAUGAUCACGGAGCUUCAUUUAGGCGGCCAGGAUGUACAAUGUCGCCAAUCAGGGAGGAAGUAGAAGAAGUUGAUCAUCUUGACCCCCCCACCUCGGCCCAAACUGAACUUUUACAAAGACAUGAAAUGACAUCUGAAGCUUGUGACAUUGGUUACACACCCACAGAUUUCAGCAACGGAUUCGAAUGGAACUCAAAAAUUUCAGAUCACGAGGAAAACUCAUCACCACCUUCAAAUUGUUUGUCUGAUGAUUCUGAAGAAAUGAUGAUCAUUGAAUUUGGGAACGGACUCCAAGGUGCUGCUUCUUCUGGUCAAGAUCAAAAUUUGGAUCAACCGAAAGAUGAUAAUAUAGAUAGUUUGACAGAAAGCUAUGCUUCUGCUUCUAGUGAUAUGAUGCUGACCCCAGCUGAGGAUUCUCAAGAGUUGGCUCAAAUUUAUGGUAAUAAUGAUUUGGAUGUGUUUACUCCUAAUCAAGAACAGGCUAAGGAACCACCACACAUUGAUUUGGAGGAAUUACAGACUCCUAAUCAAACAGAGGCUAAGGAAACAUCACUCAUUGAUCUGGAGAAAUCACAUACUCCUAAUCAAACAGAGGCUAAGGAACCAUCACACAUUGAUCUGGAUACUCCUAUUCAAGAACAGGCUAAGGAAUCAUCACAUGAUUUUCUGGAAUUACAUGCUCCUAAUCAAGAACAGGCUAAGGAAUCAUCACAUGGUUUUCUGGAAUUACAUGCUCCUAAUCAAGAACAGGCUAAGGAAUCAUCACAUGAUUUUCUGGAAUUACAUACUCCUAAUCAAGAACAGGCUAAGGAAUCAUCACAUGGUUUUCUGGAAUUACAUACUCCUAACCCAGAAGAGGCUAAGGAACCAUCAAACAAUGAUCUUGAAAAAUCACAUAUUCUGAAUCAGGUACAAACUAAGAAGCCAUCUUCUUAUCCAGAAUUUGAGAUAAUUGAAGAUGAUGAAGAUACUAUAGCCGUUAACGAGGUGGUUGAGGAUUCAGGCUCAGACCCGGAUGAGGUGCACGCGGCAAAGAGAAUCCGGCUUACACCGUUGGGUGGUGAUGGUGAACGAGAGAUUGUUCGAAGCAUAUCUAAGGAACUUGAGGUGUAAGUGGGGCCCUCGUUUUAAAAUGUAAAUCUUAUUGUUUAUCUUUUUCUAUGUAGGUUGUUUUGGUUUGCCAUGGGGGUGUGAAUAGCUUUCAGUGUUGUAAGUAACAUGGUGAAUUCGCGAUGCUAAUAGUGUUUCGCGUAGUUGGUUGGUUGGCUCUUCCAUAAUUUUGGAUCCAAGAAAAAUCGAUAUCUUAGUAAGAAGAAUCAGGAUUAUUAGUAUUAUUCAGUUCAUGAAUAUAAGUAAUAGGCUGUAGUUUGUUUUACGUAGUAACUGUUAAAAUUGUGCUUUCAGAUUGCUGGACACAAUUGUUGCCUUUUA